GAGCUCGAGCUGUCAUCAGCGGUGUUCGCGCGCGCGUCUCACGUACCGUGGUCCGCGUUUACCGUGUCGGGAGUAUACGUGCCGGUGCCGGUGACGCGCAGCGUGCUCGUGCCGGUUUACUCGGACGCGUCCCCGACAGUGUCACCGGUGGUACGCGUUACGAAAUCGCGUCUUUUUUUCCCCCGUCGAAAAAGCCGAACGGCCGCCGCGCACGGUGGGUGCGCACGCAAGGGAGAACGGCUCGCUCCGCUCGCCGCCGCCGGCUCGGCCAGUCUACUGGAAGAUUCCAUUGUGAGAGUGGGCUUUCGAAAAGUUUCGCGGAAAUCACCGGCGAGACCUGCCACGGACAACCGUCGCCGAGCCACCGGGACGCCGUCCAGGGCAGACCAGGUGCUUCAUGGACUAAAGUAACAUCCUUGGAAAAAAGUAGACUAUCAUUUGGAAAAUUUUGCGAAAAGUUUGGUAAAAUAACGCAUACGGUAAUGAUGUAAAGGAAAAUGUGAUUCUCGGUUGGUGAUUACGUUGACACAGAAAAAACGAGAAACAAACCGUAUAAUAGAAACCGUGGUAGUAAAGUAAAGAGAAGAAAAGAGAUAGAAAAGAAAGAGAAAGACGAGCGAGCACUAUAUAAAAGGUAUAGAAAUAGAAGAAAGAAGAGGAGAGACGCAUUGCGAUCGCAUCCGAUCAGGCUAAAACGCUCUCUCGGUCGAUCGUUUUCUCUGUGGAAGUUGACGAUUACUGUCGCUGUUUCGAGGGAAGAUUGCUCGACGAGCUCGCAAAAUAGGCGAAGGUACCACCGUCUCUUAGCGAAAAAGAGAAAAGGCGAAUUGGAAGGAAGAAAAGUGUAGAUAUCCCGCUGGUCCAUCGCGCACUGUUUAUCCUGGGAAUCGAGCCGAGCGCUCGGGCGCCUCGAUACUUCGUGCGAUUGCUUUCAAAGACGAAAGAAGGAUUCCGCAAGGAUCGGGCAGAAGGAAAACAACGUGCGCGACGAUACAGGAAAAGGGAGAUGUACCGAGAGCCGAGCAAUUCGUCGGGCAGCGGCGCCUCCACCAAGGGCGACGAAGUCGAGCUUGUCAGUAGAUUCCUGGCGCCGCUCUGCGCUAGAGACGAAGCGGCAAGGAACAUCGCCUUAGCCGCGGCCAGGACCACUGUCGAAGGAUGGCUGGGCGGCGUCGGCAGUCCAAAUCGCUGGGAGGACGCUGGCGACAUCGAGGACACCAAGACCGCGAGUGGAAAAUUCUCCAGUUCUCAGGACGGAAGAUACGAUAUGAGCGUCGAACGGUCGCCGACGAAAUCGUCGCCGAGGAGUGUGCAGCAGCAGCAUCAGCAGCAGCAGCAACAGUUGUUGCACGAUACGUUUCGAACGGAGGGUUUUUUCCCGCAAAGCAUCAAUGACAAUCCACCUCCGUAUCUCGAGGACAACAAUCCCGAAUGUUCGUUCGAUUGCGUGGACGGUCGUCUUUUGAACGAAAGGCGAUUCCGCGAGCGAUACGCCAGCGGCGACGGCGUCGAGAGCUGUAGAUCCGGUCAUUCGACGUCUUCAGACGAGGGUAGUAAGAGUUUUAACAUUGAAGGCAGAUGCCCGCGCUUCGGUUCGAACAGCGAGACCGAAAGGAAGCAUCCCGGCUCAUCGUCGAGUGAUAGGUCGACAAGCGAUGAUUAUUGCUCCGGUAGAGCGAAGAACAAUUAUGUGAAGGUGAAGGGCGCUAAGCAGAAGCAGCUGGAAGAUGACGAGCUUGAUGCGGAUACCCGCGUGUAUGGCAAAAGUCCGAAGUUCGAUGACAACCUGAGCGGUCUCGCGUCAUUCGACUGCCGGAAUCUGAAUCGCCGAGCCAAGAUUGUCGCCAGCGGCGACCUGCUAACGCACGAACAGCGCCGAUACUACGACGGCGGUACCGACGACGACGUCUCUUUCAACGAGAGCGAGGCGGCGCGCAGCGACGGGGUUGUCUUUAACACUCUCGACGGCUUCGAAAACGAGAACGACCUACCACCUUUCUACCAUCAGGAUAUGAACCUGGAGAACCGCGAGACAGCGGUCUAUGAUGACGUACCGGAGGAUUCUCGCCGGACGCAGCAAGACUAUUUGCGCAAAAAUGAUGAGAGGAAGUUUAGUGCCGGCCAGAUCAAAAGGCCGCUCUCGCAGGACGAGGACGUGUCUCCGAAGAGUGGUCGAGUGCUCGAGAGUCCUGAAGUGACACCAGGUGAUGUCGGCAGGAUGCUGAAUCUUGGUAACGCUUUGGACGGACCCAGGCAAGCACAGGCCAACAAGUAUCUCAGCCUGGUGACGUUGCAUCUGCCGGUGAUACUCAGGCUCAGCGUUAAUUGUCCCUUCCAGAACGUUAGAAUCAAGUGCGCGGAGAUCCUCCAGAUGGUUAAGGAGAGAGGACUUCCAGUACCGGUGCCCGCCUUCGAUGGACCUAGUGCCUUCGUCCCUCUCUCGGAGGUAUCGACAGUAUAUCUUCCAGUAAACAACGACGGUGCUGGCGGAGAUAUUGUUCAUAGAAGCGACGAGCAUCUUCGGAAACCAAUUAAACCAACUGCUUCUCCGCGAGAGCGUAUUUCUGUCUUGCGAAUAUCGGAGAAUUGGAAUCUCGUGAUCUUCGUGUCUGAUUUACGAAUUCAGCGAGAAUCAAAGCGAUUUCGAAGCGUAAUUCUCUGA
This is a messenger RNA of Cyphomyrmex costatus, 2662 nucleotides long. RefSeq lists its product as uncharacterized. Lineage: Eukaryota; Metazoa; Arthropoda; Insecta; Hymenoptera; Formicidae. The transcript has 6 exons. Bases 1007 to 2662 code for a protein of 551 amino acids. The record is from RefSeq and is a predicted model, not a curated record.